Molecule: messenger RNA, 1181 nt
Organism: Eurytemora carolleeae
Lineage: Eukaryota; Metazoa; Arthropoda; Copepoda; Calanoida; Temoridae
Product: tRNA pseudouridine(31) synthase
Exons: 6
Coding region: 77-808 (243 amino acids)
Biological process (GO): pseudouridine synthesis
Molecular function (GO): pseudouridine synthase activity; RNA binding
Source: RefSeq, a predicted model, not a curated record
UAUAACCUAAAUUUGUAUUGGUCUUGUUUCCAGGUUUAAUUCUCUGAUAUAUAUCCUAGCAAGGGAGCAUGGUUACAUGGAUCUAAGACCUGUUCAUAGAAUAGACAGAUUAACGAGUGGAAUCGUUAUUCUAGCAAAGUCAAAAGUUGCUGCCGCUUCCGCAAAGAAACUGUUAGAGAGAAGUGACGUUGAAAAAGAGUAUUUGGCUCUGGUGAGAGGAAGGUUUUCAACUACUAGCCUCACUCAUACCAGCACACUCUCUUCACAUAAUAUUUCUCAUAAUGUUUCAGCUCAGACGAAAAAUUUAGUCUCUACUACAGAGUUUAAACUUGUUACAUACUACCCAAAAUCCAAUACCUCAUUAGUUGAUUGCCGACCAAUAACAGGCAGAACUCAUCAAAUAAGAUUGCACCUGAAGGAAUUGGGAUUUUUAAUAGUGAAUGAUCUUUUGUACGGAGAUAGACCACUUCAUCUGAAGAAAAUAAGCGAACAGCUAGAAUUGCGGAGAGAGACCUUCACAAAACGAAAAGCAAACGCUGUUGAAAAUGUCUUAAAAAAUUUCAAUAAUAAUCUCUCCAAAAAUAAUGAAGCGCAAGUAAAUUUUGCCGUCAGUGAGAAGUCUAUUAUGGAAAGAUUCUCAAAGUUUCCUACUUGUGUGUUCUGUCAGGAUCCCUCCCUAAUAAGAGCAGAUUUUGAGCUUGGCUCGAUACAGGAAGAAGGAUACAUAUGCUUGCAUUCUAAACGGUAUAAGUUGGGAAGUCAAGAAUUUGUAGCUGAACUGCCAGAGUGGAUUGAUCAUUCAUUGUAGAUUUCAAUAGGAUUGUUGAAUAUAAUGAAAAAAGUUAUAUAUGAUAUAUAUAAAUAUAUUUGUAUAACAUAAAACAUAAAACAUGUACAAAAUAUGGUACUAGUUCUGUAAAUAGAUAAAUUAUUCAAAAUCUUUACCAAUCCCAACUUACAAGUUGAAUUUUACGUUUAACUAUUGACUGCAAAAUGGUGGGAUUAUUGUUUAACUGUUUGCCUUUUUGUUUGGAUCAAAAACUUGUGAACUAUUAAAUGGACAAAUUUUUAUUAAUUUUUGUACGAAAUCAAACAUUUGUUUAUUUGAACGAAAUCUUGUAACAUUUGUUUUUUUUGGACAAAAUAUUUGUUUCCCCGUUAAUAAAGAGUUAAAAAUGCAA